CGCGUGCCAAAAUUGCCAAUGAAAUCCGUCUUCUGUACCGUCGUCGAACCGCCACCAACUUUAACGUGGUAAAGCGGAGUAGUUACCCGGUUCUGCUCGUCUCGCGAACCCUAUAAAGUGUGUUGGAGAUUUAUUAGAGAGAGGGACAAAAGAGCUAUUCAGGUAUGGACGACAGUUGUGCCGUGUGUGCUGAAACCUUGGAGUGGGCGGCCUAUGGCGCCUGCGGGCAUCGGGAUGUUUGCUCCACCUGCGUGGCUCGCCUUCGCUUUAUCUGCGAUGAUCGCCGCUGCUGUAUUUGUAAGACGGAGUCCUCCGUCAUAUUUGUCACAAAGGCUUUAGGUGACUAUACUAGGAUGAUAAAUGACUUUUCAGUAUUGCCAUCUGAAGUAAGGGAGGGACAAGUGGGAUUCUACUGGUACCAUGAAGGUACACAAGCAUUUUUUGAUGAUGUGGAUCACUAUAAGAUGAUCAAGGCAAUGUGCCGAUUGUCAUGUAGUGUGUGUGACAAGACGGAUGAUCAACCAAAUGAUGGUUCAAAGCGUAGGGGGAAGUUUAAGAACAUUGAGCAGUUGAAGGGUCAUCUGUUUCACCAGCACCAGUUGGUGAUGUGUAGUCUGUGUUUGGAAGGACGGAAGGUAUUUAUUUGUGAACAAAAGCUGUAUUCUAGAUCACAAUUGAAUCAGCAUAUAAGCACAGGUGAUUCUGAGGUGGAUGGUAGUGAGAGUGAACGAGGUGGCUUCAUGGGGCAUCCUAUGUGUGAAUUCUGCAGAACUCCAUUCUAUGGGGAUAAUGAGUUGUAUAUGCAUAUGUCUACAGAGCACUAUACAUGUCAUAUAUGUCAGAGGCAGCAUCCUGGACAGUAUGAAUACUACAAGAGUUACGAUGACCUCGAGAUGCACUUCGGCCGAGAGCAUUUUCUUUGCGAAGAUGAGGCCUGCCUCGCCAAGAAGUUUGUUGUCUUCCCAACGGAAGCAGAAAUUAAGAGGCAUAAUGCAAUUGAACAUGGAGGGCGCAUGUCUCGUUCUAAGCGUAAUGCUGUUUUCCAGAUACCAACUAGCUUUCGGUACCGUCAGAGUAAUGAACAAGAUCGUCAUCUGGGACGAGGUCUGUCGUUUCACCGUGAUCCAUCUGAUAAUCAACUUUCCAUGGCCAUCCGAGCUAGUUUAGAGACAGCGAAUCCAGAUGGCACAACCCGUGAUCCUAUGUCAUCCUAUGGUGCACAGUCACUUUAUAAUAACAGAGAUGUAACUGAUGUUAAUCCUAUUGUUCAGCCUUUUGAAUCAUUGACUACAAUAGAUUCUGAACAACCUUCAAGAUAUCAUCAAGCCUUGGGGCAAAGUUCUAGCGGUGUACCUUUGACAGAAUCUUUAUUUCCUCCAUUGGCGGUGAGUUCCAGCAGCAGCAGUCAUAAAAAAUCCAAACAGGAUUCUGAAGGUUUACAUAUUAACACAAUGGCGGCAAACCUCAGCCGGCGAAAGAAUCGGAAGGCAACUGUUCUCAACCCAAGUCAGACAUUGCCUGUGGUAAACCGUUGGCCUGAGCUACAAUCAAGUAGGUCAUCGCAAUAUAGAUCUACAGCAAAUGUUAGACCUGCCGCAUCUAAAAGUUCUGUUAGUGGACCUCCACUUCCUAGUUAUGCAGGUUCUGUUCUGCCUCAGGCUCAAUCUCAAGUUCGACCCACAAUGAUUCAUGGACUUGCAUCAUCUAAUUCUUCUUUUAAGUUGGGCAAUACCAAUAGGAUCAGCCACUCUGCAUCAGGCCCGAAUCUUUCAGAUAAAGUGCCAUUGUUCCCUUCUGUUUCUGACUUUCCUCCAGUUUCAGCAACACGGAUACACAAUAUGCCCCCAGCUAACCAGUCUUUGCCGAAGGUGGAAGAUGUUCGUACUGCUAACAAAUCUCUGGUUGAAAAGGUGCGUGCUGCUCUUGAAUAUGAUGAAGAUGAGUACACUUCGUUCAAGGAAAUAUCGGGACAGUAUCGUCAGGGUAUGGUGGAUACUAAAAGAUACCUCAAUUAUGUGCAGCAGCAUGGUUUGUCACCUCUCGUUCUUGAGUUGGCCAUGCUUUGUCCGGAUGUUCAAAAGCGGAAAGAGCUGGUUGAUGCCUACAAUGCCAGUUUGCAAAGCACUGGCCUGCAAGCAAAUGGGAGGGGCCAAAGCAGUGGUACCAGUAUGAAAGACAGUAGUAACUCUAAGAAAGGCAAGGGGAAGAACUUAAAUGCUGAAGUCAGUAGUUCCAAGGAUGCAUUAGCAGAUAGCAUUAUAAAUACUGCCCGGAAACUGCGGUUGGAUAACAAGCGUACAGAAGAAGAUGGGGAGGUACUAUCAAAAGAUGGUUACCGUACCACCAAAGGCAAAUCAAAAGUGAUGGUUGAUGAGCACCAGUUAGAACAUGGUUCAGCUAGUAGGGGCCAAAAUGAUUCAACAUUCGUUAGUGGUGGAUCAAAUAAAAAUGUGGGGAGUGGUGGUAGGCAAACGAAAAAAAUCUCAAAGUUUCACAGAAUGCGGCUUGGUGAUGGUUCUGUGGCUGCAGUUUUGGAUCUCAAAAAUUCUAAACCUGAUCCAGAUCCUGAUUCCACUGUGGUGGAUAAGAGGUUAAAGGGUGUUGAAAACCCAAUCGGGAUGCCUGUUCGAGGUGUUUGGGGAAAGGGUGGAGGUCAGAAGCUCUUCUCUAGAUGAUGUGUACCACUUACUAGAAUGUUUUAAGUUUUGGCAGAGGUUUAUGAUUUGAUAGCGAUGUUUUGGCAGAAGUCAUGAGCUCUUCUGUAGGUUAUGAUGCGUAGAACUUUACUGGAAUGUCGCGUUUUGGUGGGAUUUCAUGGUUGAGUGGCUAUAGAUGGGGAAUUUCCCUUUGUUGCUGUAGUUAUUACUCUGCAAGAUCAUAUUCAUAGUAUCAUACCUGAAGAGACUAUUUUGGUUUUAAUUAUUUAAGGUGGGAUACUUGUGAAAGCUGCAAUCUUCCGAUGGGGAGAAUGGAGCUUGUUCAUGCCUUUUUUGUUUCUUUAAUUUGGGGGCAAGUGUUUAUUCAAGUAAGAAUAUAUAGCAAAUGUAAUAUGGCAAACGAGUUUCAAUGUACUGUCAAAGUUCCUACAA
Tripterygium wilfordii is the source of this 3089-nucleotide messenger RNA. RefSeq lists its product as uncharacterized. Bases 165 to 2675 code for a protein of 836 amino acids. Gene Ontology annotation, biological process: rescue of stalled cytosolic ribosome; protein ubiquitination. Gene Ontology annotation, molecular function: ubiquitin protein ligase activity; ribosome binding. The transcript has 8 exons. Lineage: Eukaryota; Viridiplantae; Streptophyta; Magnoliopsida; Celastrales; Celastraceae. The record is from RefSeq and is a predicted model, not a curated record.